CCCUCCCUCUCUCUGUUACUCUCAUUUCUGGUCCUAAAAUCAGGUUAGUGUUUUAUAAGGAGCUUAGCGCAGAGGGGCACAGUGUGCUACUAAUGUAAUAGAGUAUCUCUCUCUCCCGCUCUCUCUCUCUCGCCCUCUUUUCUCUUAUUGUGCAUGUUGUCCUCGUCCAACCAUGGAGUGACCUUCUCUCCCUCUCUCUCUCCCUCUCUCUCUCCCUCUCUCUCUCCUUCCACUCGCCCACCCCGUCCUGUCUCUCUCUGCAGAUGUGGACGACAAGCCUGCAGGUUCAAACAUUGGGACGGUGACAGGACAACUUGGGGAGGGGGGGACAAAAAACGCCAAGAGGGGGUCCCAGGACGGCUUGAGGCAUGGAGGCCUUCUGGGGAGAUGCAGAGGACGGUAGUGAGGACAGCUCAGGACCCAGGAAGUCCAAAAUAAAGUCCCUGAAGUCUCGUCUUUUCGGGAAGAGUAAAAGAACCGGCGAGGAGUUCAACGCCAAACUCAGCCAGUCGACCAGUGACAUCCACGCGGGAGAGACACUCGGCUCGGAGGAAGAUUUAACAGGCCCCCAAGGGACGAUAGGAUCCCGAGCGCUGUCCCACGACAGCAUCUUCUGGGCCGAGGACGACCUGACAGACGAGGAGCCGGCGAAGGUUUCAUCACAGGAAAACGUUCACAGCAAAAUUAAAGCUUUGCAGAUGAAGCUUCAGCAGCAGAAGAUGCAUCUCGGACCUCCUCCCCUGGUUCUGCCAGUCAGGCGCCAAGAGGAUGUAGGAGGCCGCUCGGGGGACGGCUUUCCCCCUCAUAAGCUUCCUGUGAUCUAUGCAGCGGGGGACAUUACAAGCCAUGGACCCCUCAGCAAGAACACAUCGCAGCCAAGCUCACGCCCGCUUUCGCCCAUCUUCAAACCUCAAGCCUCUAAAUCCAGACCCAGCACCCCAUCGCCGACCAUUACCUUCUCCACCGCCUCUUGCGAGUCCCCCCUGGACUUCAGUUCCCCGGCCCUGUACAUCUCUUGCUUGGACACGUCCGCAGCCCGACACCGGAUGUCUGUCAAGCCGCGAAACCAGAGGGCCAGCACCAAGAGGAGGGUGGUGGAGGUGGACAACCUAAACAACCACGCAGAACCCGUGCUGGAUCUUAGCUUUAAGCAGGAUGUGAUGGAAAAUCAUGGAACCAACGUUUUUUGUAGAACAUCUCAACAAUUCCUUCCAAACUCCUCAAAGAUGGACCCUCUCCAAACAGAGGCCGCACCAACAUCUUCUACUCUACCAGACCAAGCCUUACCUGGAAGACUAUCCCCGAUAUCCUCCCGGGUUCUUCAAGUCAAGCUUCAGAGACAUGGAGUUGGAACGUCAAGCGAAAGACCACAUCCCUCCUUAGAACUGAAAGGAACAUCAGAAGAUUCCGGGUUUCAAGUCAAGACCCAUGACAAGACCAGCACCCUUGGCAAGACUGGAUGGACUGAUAUAAAGGACGUCUCCACUAGCUGUGGAUCAACGGUGGCCAAGUCCUCACCUGUUUGUCUUCAGGAUCAAGCUGAAGCAGAUGGCAUAAGAGGGAUAAAAAGGCCCGGAUCUGGAUCCUUCCAUUUGUCCAACACUUAUGCCAAAAGCCGCACUGAGGUCAGACCCCGUUCGGGCAGUUUUGUGGGCUUCAUAGGGCAAGCGAGACACAAGACAGGAGCUGAGAAUGUAGCUCCUUCAAGCCAGGAGGAACUUAAAGAUCCACAACCCAGACAGAGACCCAUAACGGUGGGAAGACUUCGACAGGAGCAGAAAAGCUCUGUUCUUCCCUGGGAAAGGGACAAUCUGAAAACUGUGGAAUCGGCGACAGUUCCUAAAACCGUCGGUCCGUCAGAGACGGCGGAGGCAAAGGAGGACGUCCAGGAAGAAGAAGAAAAAGAAGAAGGAAAGACGGUGUUUGGCUUUAAACUCCGCUCAACAUCCAACUCCAUGAGAUUCUGGUCCGACGGCUCUUCCAGGCGUCAUUCCAAGAUGUCUGAGGAGAAAAGUGGAGCUCUGAAUACACAAGAAGGUGGCGACGCCAUCGACGUGUGCAAAAAGGGCUCUGUGGGAGAUUUCACAGUGACAGGUGAAUUUACGAUAACUCCCUUUUCUUGCCCUCUAAAAACCGAGAUCGACAUCCUCCCCUCCAAACAUCAGAAACUAAAAAAAAAUCAAAAUCCCCCACGCCUACCUCCCACCUGGCCAGCAGAAGCCCCAACAGUCGUCUCCUCAAACCCGUCUGCGGAGUCUCAGUCUGCGCCACAGACCGCUUCGUGCGAGGUGUCCUGGAUGAGUCUGGCGAUAGAAAAGACCAGAAGCCUCCAUCAGCUUUUUGCAAAGCGGUUUCCCAAGGACUUUACUGGAGGGCAGUCCGCGGCGUGUCCACAAACCCCGCCCCAGCCGCCAAAGUCCGGCGAGGUCCUUAAUGGGACACAAAUCCACUCUCACACUGUAAGAUUGCAAGAAUGUGUAGAUGAAGGUGGUAAAGGAGAACCGGAGCAAAGUAAGACAACAAUGAAGACAUGGAAAGAACCAGAAGUCCCACAAUGGGCGACACAAUCCCCCUUGCAUGCCGCUGCCCAAAGUAGACCAUCCCUCGCACAGUCUUACCCUACCUCAAGCCCAUCCUUGUGCAACUACCGAGGUCUCCAGCCGGUCGCCGUUUUACCCAAAUCUACGACAACGUCAGCCCAGACGUGUGCCUCCUCGUCCCCUCCAGUGGACGAGGAGAAAAGGACGGUGCUGGAAAAAGAGAGUCCAUCGCUGCUGGGGAAGAGGACAGUGUGGGCGGGGUCGGUCAGCGAGAAGGCCGCCUUCUUGGAGAAACAGGCAGAGUGGACUACUGGAGCUAAAGGGGUGGAGCUGAGGAAACCCCAAUCGGAAACAUCAAAGGCAUCUGGUGAACCCCCCGCACAGACGAAACCCCAAAGACAAGAGACUCUGAGCCCCGCCAGAGUUCCCCGUGAGGAGAAGUGGAUGCGGAAAAACCCAGGGUCCUCGUCGUCUCCUUCUUCGUCACCCGUACUUCCGUCUCUGCCUGACGGCAGUCAGCCUUCCUGGAUGGAACUGGCCAAGAGGAAGUCCAUGGCAUGGAGCGACAAGACUAUGGACUGAGGAGGGCAACACAAAGUGAAUACACUCCCUUCACAUUUCAACAACUUUUUGUUGUCAACUUGGAUAUACUUUAGAGUUGUCAGUGAACCGAAGCUCCUAGGUGCCGGCAGCACUCAUGCAGCCCCAAACCAUGAUGCUACCACCACUUCACUGAAGCAUGACACAAUCAUCUUGGCACUCACUUGCAUUGCCAGAUGUUUAGUCAAUAAUAGCUUGGUGUAAUUUAUAUUUUUCAGUGGAUCGUAAAUCCAUACUACUAUGCAAGUUUUACGCUGGCUACUCUAAAGUAUGUCCAAGUAUUCCUUCUAUAGUAUUGUCCAUUAGGAAAUAUAAUAAACUAUAUGCUGAAAUGUAAGGGGUGUGUUCACUUUUGUGAGACACUGUAUUACGACAUUAUUAGGUGAAUUACUAAAACAGGUACUGCAAAUAAGAGGAUGUUAAAACAUUCUUGAUUUAUUUACGAUACGUCUGUUUUGGUGAACCACACCUUGAAACACAGGAUUAUUUUUUUAACCAUUUAAUUCAUUUCUAGGGCUGUCCAGAAGGCUUGUUUAUUGAACUGUAAUAUACUGUAUAUUUUGUAUGUUAAUUAUCGUGUCCUUUAAAAAAAAUCCACUCCACCACUUUAAGAUAUAAUAUACUAUUACUGGAUGUGAUUUCACUCUUACCAAAAUUAUGGUUGUAUAAUAAAACAAAUAUUGAUAUUUACUUAUGUCUGUUCCAGUGUGUAGAUGAAGCCUUUGAAGCACAACCCCAGCCACACAUUGUUUUAUAUUCUUCAUAAUUUAUAAUAUGGUCUAUACCAGUGGCUCUCAAACAUUUUACACAAAGCACCACCUCAGAAGACAAAUGACCAACAUUAAAAUACAGUACCGUAAUAGGCCUAAGUAUUCAUUAAAAACAAGGCAGAGCAUUUAUUUCAAAAGUGUAUUUAAUAUUUUGGCUACUAUAACUUUACACACAGUUUGAACAGUAACACUGAAUAUAGGGAAAUAAAAUGACUUUAAUCAAGUGAUUCUUUAACGUACAACUAUAUGGAGCCUGCGUACCACUAGUGGUACAUGCACCAC
Molecule: messenger RNA, 4192 nt
Organism: Nerophis lumbriciformis (worm pipefish)
Lineage: Eukaryota; Metazoa; Chordata; Actinopteri; Syngnathiformes; Syngnathidae
Source: RefSeq, a predicted model, not a curated record